AUGACUGAAUCUAUCUUAUCUGCUCCUCCCUUUAAUCUACAGCAUACUCGUCUCCCAUCGAUUAAUUUUAAAGAGUGGAUGCUGGAGAGGGCGAUGCAGUUACAACCUGAGUUGUUUGCAAAACUGUUAAUGAUCAUUCAUGGGGUUUGGAGGAACAGGAAUAGUACAAUAUGGCAUAACAAAACUCAAUCAACUCAAGAUUUGGUGUUGAGCAGCUUUAUAUGGCUGGAGGAGUUUACUAGUAUCCAUGUUGUUAGUAACAAAUCAAACAAAUUGCAGCAGAAAACGUGGAAACCUGUUGCACAAGGAAGCCUCACAUUGAAUGUGGAUGCUGCUUUCCUUCUGGAUCAUCAUCAAGGGGGCAUUGGUGGAGUGCUUAGGGACUACCAAGGACGAUUCAAAGCAGCCUUUGCAUGUUCCAUCCCCUAUACUGCAUCUCCAAAACAGUGUGAAAUGUUGGCAAUCCGUAAAGGGCUUGACCUAUUACAUUCCCUUCAAGAACAGAAUGUGGUUGUUCAAAGUGACUUAUCAGAAGCUAUUGCAGAAAUUCAAGUGGAAGAUCACAAUUUGCUAGCUAAUGGUGGUCUCAUUGAUGAUAUCAAACAGAUUUGGCAGAAACUCAGGGGGAUUCAAUUAGUUCAUACACCUAGAAAUUGCAAUCAAGUUGCGCACCGACUUGUUGCAAUAGGUUUUGAAGCAACUCAUGCUUUUGUAUGGCUGCAUCAUGCACUUGAUUGUAUACUUGUUGUUCUCAACUAUGACUGUAACAAGCUCAAUUGA
This is a messenger RNA of Rosa chinensis, 780 nucleotides long. RefSeq lists its product as uncharacterized. The coding region runs from base 1 to 780 and encodes 259 amino acids. NCBI's taxonomy places the organism in Eukaryota, Viridiplantae, Streptophyta, Magnoliopsida, Rosales, Rosaceae. Gene Ontology annotation, molecular function: RNA-DNA hybrid ribonuclease activity; nucleic acid binding. The transcript has a single exon. The record is from RefSeq and is a predicted model, not a curated record.